Molecule: messenger RNA, 681 nt
Organism: Salvia miltiorrhiza (redroot sage)
Lineage: Eukaryota; Viridiplantae; Streptophyta; Magnoliopsida; Lamiales; Lamiaceae
Exons: 2
Coding region: 1-681 (226 amino acids)
Source: RefSeq, a predicted model, not a curated record
AUGGUUGUGGAAACUGUUUUCAGGUUGGAGUUCGAUCACAAUCGACCAGAUUCUCGAAUUUGGGUGACUUCAAAAGAUGGAAUGUUUCAUCCAAGGGACCUGUACUUCGCCAUUGCAAAUGCAUCAACAAGUGAGGAACAAGCUACAGAUCAUUGGCCAAGUUUGUGGUGGAAAGCCAUUCCGUUGAAGGUUUCGGCUUUUGUUUGGAAAGCAUUGCUUGAUAGAUUGCCAACGAAGGAUAAUUUGAUUAAAAGAGGAAUUUUACACUCGCAAGAAGACGGUGUCUGUUCUUUGUGCUGGGUUCAAGAUGAAUCUUCGUGCCAUGUCCUUCUUAUCUGCUACGAGGCACUCCUUGUGUGGUCUAAGGUUUGUGGUUGGAUUGAUUGUUCUUUACUUUAUGCGGCUACUUUGAAGGAACAUUUCGAGGAGUUUGUGAGCUUUGGUGUUGGGAAAGUAAAGAAGAAAAUUCUUGGCCUUAUUUGGCAAUGUGUUGUGUGGAGAAUUUGGAAGGCGAGAAAUGAGAAGAUUUUCAAAAACUCAAUACCGAUCGCGGAGAACAUCGUGGAGAGUAUUAAAUUCUGCUCAUGGAAAUGGUUGAAGGCGCACUACCCAUCUUCCUUUUAUGCCUCUCUGCAUGAGUGGAGUUCACAUCCUAUCCUUUGUAUGCCGACUAAUCUUUAG